GUCUAUUUCAUUGCAUUGUCUGUUUGUUGCGUCCCUAGGUCCGGUUUCGUUACGGUGUGAAAGGGACCAAACAAGCUUUGUGGCGCGCUGUGGCUGGGCACUAACAAGACGAACGCUGGGACCACGACAAACGCGUGGACGCGCCACUUUCUUCAACGACCGCGACGACGUUGCGCGACGACGACGCUUGCAUGCCAUAUCAGGACUGCUAUCGAACAGCAAACGACUAAUUAUGGCGGAAUUAGAAGAUAACACGGUAUUCCAACAGGACGACCACCGGGCCGCCUACAUCUUCAGCGCGCCGUCUUCCGAGGACCAGCACCACCACGAUGCAUCUUCUUCUGCUGCUCGCCCGACGAAACGAAGGAGGGUCUCGUCCAAGAAAGACGGCUCCAAAUCCCGGCAGCAGACAGCCGCAGCAGCUGAGGAAACCGCUGCCACCAGGUCGGCCUUCACGCCGCUCUUCAACAGCGAGAGCCCCGAAGCCGUGCGUCUCCGCGCCGAGUCGUUUGAGACGGCUUGGCCCGUUCUCGAUGCCCGCAUCCAACAUGUCCUGAGGGAAGCCAACCGCAACACCCUCGACGAGGUCACUUCGUUUAUACGCAAUGCCGAGGCCGAAACCACCCAAAUCCCCGCCGGCAUCAUCAUUACAGGCCCCAACAUUGCCUCGCAGGACCUGCUGUUUGAGCAGCUCGCCGACACGCUCUGCAAGGCUACGCAGGCCAGAUUCGUGCGCCUACGCUCAGCCGAGGCCCCGAACCUCAAGGCUGCCCUGAAGAAGAUCAUCAAGGACGCCAGGGCCAGCGGCCGUGAUGAUGACGAUGACACUGACGAUGACGACGAGACUGGGCUCUCUGUGUGUAAAAAUGGCCGAAAAUACCUUAACUACGACCUUGAAACCCUCCACGUCGCUCUCGACGUGAACGAAUCGCCGCGCGUCAUUGUGGCUUUUCAGGACAGUGAGGCAUUUGAUAGCGGACUCUUGACCGACCUAAUUGCUCUUUUCCACUCUUGGCAUGACCGCAUACGCUUCUCUGUGCUGUUUGGCAUUGCCACCUCGGUGCAGCUGUUCCAGGCGAGGUUGCUCAAGUCCACGGCCCGCUAUCUCUACGGUGCCCAGUUUGACGUGGUCCAAGCCGGCUCUGUGCUGGAAAGCGUCUUCAAGAGCGCCGUGGCUGGGAGCCAGGCUCUGGUACGCCUAGGGCCGUCAUUGCUGCGGAACCUUGUCGAGCGCCAGCAAGACCAGGUUGCCGGGAUUCAGGUCUUUAUCAGUUCCUUGAAGUAUGCGUAUAUGUGUCACUUCUAUGCGAACCCCUUGAGCAUGUUCCUUACUGCGGACGGCCACGUUGAUCGUCAGCUACUGCAGUCUGAGCAUAUUCAGGCGGUCCGGACUCUUGGGUCCUUUAAGGCCCAUGUCGAGGCAGCUGUCGAAGCACGGCAGUUGAACCACGCCCAGUCGUUACUUAACGACGACAGCUAUCUUGUUGACCAGAUCCUGAAGCAAGGGCAACGGAGGCAAGACCAUGUAAUGCGUCUCCUCCGUUCCCUGCAUCUUAUUACCGCCAUGGGCAUUCUUUCCACCCCCUUUACCGACCUUUAUAUAUCAGCACUCGCUGAGGGUAUUAGUUUAUCCUCGGACAUGUUUGCCGUCGUGGACCCCAUCAAGCGACUGGGCCCGGAUGGGAUCAUAUCAUUGAUUCGCCGCCUCGUGAGCGCUAUAGAGGCCGGCAGCCCGGAACUCGACUUACCGGGGUGGGAGUCUAAAGCUGACGAGUUGAUAGCGUCUCUGGGCGAGAUUCGCAACGAGGUAGAGUCGCUGGUAGAGCGUACAAAGGAUAAUCGUAACCCCUUGAAAAGCAAAUACGGUGCCCAUAGCAAGGUCCUGCGGACAACCGUCGUGGCUCAGAAGGUCCAGCUCAGCCGAGAUACGGCAACGCUGACGGACGAGGACAACGCCUUCACCAAGGCGAUUAACAGCCUCAUGGAUAUUUUGUCCCAGCACAUCCAUUGCGACCCCGCCGAGAGCCUCUUCCUCCACGAGGCGUGGCUCUAUGACUCUAAGUCGCCCUACCGGGACGUCUUUAUUCCUCGACUAGCAACAACGUUUGGGAGAGCGCUGACUCGGCCGCAUGACUAUCUUGGAUGCGCCUGUUGCGGCAACGCGGGUGGCGCAGUCGCGUCUACGCUGCCUACCACGGCUAUCUUGUAUCACCUAUACCUAGAAGCAGGUGCGCUCAUCAAUGUGGCGGAUCUGUGGUCGGCGUACUACGCAUCGGUUGGCGAUGAAUCCGAACUAGGGCUUGACGAACGGACAGCCCUCGUGCACUUUUACGAGGGGUUGGCCGAGCUCAGGAUGAUGGGUUUUGUUCGCCAGAGCAAGAAGAAAGCUGAUCACGUUGCCAAGUUGAAAUGGCUGUAGCCGGGAGCGGGGGCGGGAGACUCGAUUGUCUUUGGCAUUUGGAUGAAUGCAUUGUUAUCGCCCUUGUUCACACUCGGAAUCGGGGCUCCCGUUGGAAUGUCGCCGCCCAGACAAUGUCUUAGAUUGUCAGACAAAGGGAAAACGGAACAAGAGACGGAUGUUUCGACUCGUCGCCCAAGAUAGUAGCACGAAGACAAAGAACAGGAUGAUCCGCUAAUAUACCACAAGCCGCCGUCAAAGAAUAUGGCUUCCCUUUUGUGAGCUGUCGUUACCCUCAAAUACGCCCGCUCUUUCCCUCUCUAUAGAAUCGCCUUUCCCGAAUCUUGCUCUCCGAGAAACCCAAGCAUUGAUUGUUGUCCGAAGACAACUAGAAGACUAUCGCCGGAACUACUAUUUUCUCU
This is a messenger RNA of Lasiosphaeria miniovina, 2820 nucleotides long. RefSeq names its product origin recognition complex subunit 3 N-terminus-domain-containing protein. Gene Ontology annotation, molecular function: DNA replication origin binding. The record is from RefSeq and is a predicted model, not a curated record. NCBI's taxonomy places the organism in Eukaryota, Fungi, Ascomycota, Sordariomycetes, Sordariales, Lasiosphaeriaceae. Gene Ontology annotation, biological process: DNA replication initiation; DNA replication. The coding region runs from base 233 to 2419 and encodes 728 amino acids. The transcript is spliced from 7 exons. Gene Ontology annotation, cellular component: nuclear pre-replicative complex; DNA replication preinitiation complex; nuclear origin of replication recognition complex.